This is a messenger RNA of Ipomoea nil (Japanese morning glory), 1896 nucleotides long. RefSeq names its product cytosolic enolase 3. Gene Ontology annotation, molecular function: magnesium ion binding; phosphopyruvate hydratase activity. The transcript has 13 exons. Gene Ontology annotation, biological process: glycolytic process. The coding region runs from base 195 to 1619 and encodes 474 amino acids. Lineage: Eukaryota; Viridiplantae; Streptophyta; Magnoliopsida; Solanales; Convolvulaceae. Gene Ontology annotation, cellular component: phosphopyruvate hydratase complex. The record is from RefSeq and is a predicted model, not a curated record.
UAAAAGCACCGUGGCUUUGUCGUCACAGGUGCAGAUCUCGAACCAAAUCCCUGCAGGCCGUAGCCCCUUCGUCCCCGGAUUCAAUUUCAAAAAAAAUCAGAAAAAGAAAAAAAAAAAAUUAAGUCUCAUCUCUAUAACUCAUUAACUUCACCUUCAGCUCUUCCACUUCUGCAAAUCUUCCCACCUCCGAGAAAAUGUCCGUGCAAGAGUAUCUGGAUAAGCACAUGCUUUCUCGGAAACUCGAAGAUGCCGUUAAUGCCGCCGUCCGGGCAAAGACUUCCGAUCCUGUCCUCUUCAUCUCUAAUCAUAUGAGAAAAUCCGUGCCAUCGGUAAUAACGAAGCUGAAAGCGAGGCAAAUUCUCGAUAGUAGAGGCAUUCCUACAGUCGAAGUCGAUUUGUACACAAAUAAAGGCAUGUUUCGAGCUUCUGCCCCCAGCGGUGCUUCCUUGGGAAUGUAUGAGGCUAUUGAGUUACGUGAUGCAGACAAAGGGACGUAUCUUGGAAAUGGUGUUAGCAGAGCUGUGAAGAAUAUCAAUGAAAAAAUAUCCGAAGCUUUGAUUGGUAUGGAUCCAACACUUCAGUCUCAAAUCGAUCAGGCCAUGAUAGAUUUGGACAAGACAGAGAAGAAGGGUGAACUUGGAGCAAAUGCCAUUUUAGCUGUAUCCAUGGCUGCUUGUAAAGCCGGAGCUGCUGAAAAAGAGGUUCCACUUUAUAAACACAUUGCUGAUCUUUCUGGAAAAACCAAUCUGCUUCUUCCUGUUCCUGCCUUCACUCUCAUAAGUGGUGGAAAACAUGCUGGGAACAACUUGGCUGUACAGGAAAUCAUGAUUCUCCCAGUGGGAGCAAAACGAUUUGAGGAGGCAUUGCAAAUGGGCUCUGAAACCUAUCAUCAUUUGAAGGCUGUUAUUACAGAGAAAUAUGGUGCGCAUGGAUGCAGUGUUGGUGAAGAUGGUGGUUUGGCUCCAAACAUAUCGAGCUUUAAAGAAGCCCUUGACCUUGUUCAGGAGGCCAUAGGCAGAACAGGAUACAAUGAGAAAAUCAAGAUAGCUAUUGAUGCCGCUGCUACUGAGUUUUGUAUAGGCACAAAGUAUGAUUUGGAUUUUAAAACUCCAAAUAGAUCUGGGCAAAAUUUUAAGUCAGGAGAGAAUAUGGUCGAGAUGUACAGAGAACUCUGUACAGGCUAUCCGAUUGUAUCAAUUGAAGAUCCGUUUGACAAAGAAGACUGGGAACAUACAAAAUAUUUUUCUGGCCUUGGAAUAUGCCAGGUAGUUGGAGAUGACUUAUUAAUGUCUAAUCCUAAACGAAUUGAGAGAGCCAUUCAGGAGAAUGCGUGUAAUGCCCUUCUUCUCAAGGUUAAUCAGAUUGGGACUGUGACUGAAGCUAUUGAAGUAGUGAAGAUGGCUAAGGAUGCCAAUUGGGGAGUGGUGGUAUCCCAAAGAAGUGGUGAAACUGAGGACACUUUCAUAGCUGAUUUAUCUGUUGGCAUGGCCACAGGUCAGAUUAAAGCAGGAGCGCCUUGCCGUGGAGAGCGACUGGCUAAGUACAAUCAGUUGAUUAGAAUUGAAGAGGAGCUUGGUGAACAAGCAGUUUACGUUGGUCAGGACUGGAGGCGCUGUUGAUCAUCUUCAUCGUUUUAUACUAGCAAAUUUUGUCCCAUCUGUCAACAAAGUCAAAGUAAUGCAAUUGUGCUCAUACAUAAGCAACCGUUGUUCUUUGCUUGCAUGUUUGUCACUGCAUCCAACAAUUCUUGAAUAGAAUGUGAAGAUUUAAAGGGCUCACAAAACAGGAGUGCAGAACCAAAAAAAUUUUCUUUGAUCAGAUGUUGAUGACUUUGUAUCAUUUAUUUGGCUACUUUUGUCAAUUAGAAAUUAAUAUGGGAUCAAAAUUUAAAUUCAA